GACAACUGCUCACAGCCUUCAACUCCUGAGUGCAACAGCAACAAUUUAACGUUUUCAUGGAGAUCCGAGAAGCAUCCGCACUUCGACAGCAACGACGGAUUAAACAGGCAAUUCAGUUUCUUCACAAAGACUCCGCUGACCUGCUGCCCUUGGACGGGCUUAAUAAAUUGGGAACCUCAAAAGAAUGGCAACCACAUAACAUUCUUCAAAGGCGUCUUCUGGAAGCUAAUAUGUCACGCAGCAAGAUCAACAACAACCAUGGGAUGAAGCAGCAUCAAAUCAAUCCCUGUCGCACUCUUUGUACCAGGAGAGAAGAGGACGAUAAUGACCUCAUACAAGUGGUUGGGAAGUGCUGUGGUCGAGAGUUAGUGAUUCUUGUUGAUACAGGCUGUGCUGUCAACCUAAUCUCGACAGUUAGCGUGGAGAAACUGGGCUUAAAGGAGAAAGUUGCCUCUUGCAGAACAGAGGAAGACAGUUAUAGCACACUUGUUGACAACCUGCAAACACCUGGACACGUUGAUCUGAACUUGUCCUUUGGGCAAGUAAGGACAGAUUGCACCUUCAUGGUUGUGGGAAAUGAGCAGCCGCUGGUAGCCCUUGGCACCAGGACGCUGAGGUCUCUGAAGUGUGUGAUUGACACAGACAAGCAAACGCUUACACUGGGAAAAGGCACUCGAGCACAACUUCGGUUCUCAAAUUGCAAAGGCACGCCUCUGGUGGGAAGAUUGCGAGCGCAAAGCCCUCUUCUGGAGCAAUAGAGCAGCGCAGGUGUCACUCUUUCAGCAUUGGGAUUAUUCAGCAUCAAGAGAUGGGAGUGGGAAUGGGUUUAUGUAUCAGAGAUUCCUCUGAGUCGUCCAGCACAGCUCUCUUCUGGACCUCCCGUGUGUGUUCGCCUCCUUGUCCAAGUGUUUAUCCAACCACAGCUCUGAUGAAUUAUAGAGGAAGGUCAUCAGCACAACACACGUGACACAGGUGCACAUGAGUGUGUGUGUGUGUGUGUGUGUGUGUGUGUGUGUGUGUGUGUGUGUGUGUGUGUGUGUGUGUGUGUGUGAGUGUGUGUGUGUGUACGUUUGUGCUAAUUGAGAGAAAAUCACUUUCGUCAUACACUCUUCUUUGUGAUCACACUUGAAAAAAUAUAUGUAUAACUUUGCAAUUUAAACCUGUUUAAAUGUUGGUAAGAUACAAAAAUCUAUUUAAUAUAGUUUAAGAUGUUGUUUUAAACUACUUAAAAAGAAACAGGGUAUUUAUGUGAUUUAUUUAGAUUGUUAUUUAUUUAGUAUAAGCAUUCCUAAAUACAUGUUUUAUAAAGUAUAUUUGAUAUUAGAAUACCAAAGCCUUUAUAUUGUGUGCUGUAUUUGUUGCUUUAUGUAUUCCAAAGCAGACUAUUACCGCUUUUUAUAUAGAAUAGAAAGUAUAUUUUAACUAUGUAUGCCGUUGUUUAUUGGCUUCAGUGGCCAUGAUGGAUACAAUUUCCUUUCCCUGUUUCCCUGGGUGUAUUUGUCAUAGACACUGAAUAAACCCC
Molecule: messenger RNA, 1522 nt
Organism: Sardina pilchardus (European sardine)
Lineage: Eukaryota; Metazoa; Chordata; Actinopteri; Clupeiformes; Clupeidae
Product: nuclear receptor-interacting protein 3-like
Exons: 7
Coding region: 57-758 (233 amino acids)
Source: RefSeq, a predicted model, not a curated record